AUGUCUGCGCCACAGGCCGCUGCCGACGUCAACGAUGGGGACACCUUUGUCCACCAGGUGGCCAUCGAGAUGUCUCGUAUGAUGAACCUCGUCAACCCGAACGAUAUUCUUGCGCAGCGUGUUGUGGACAUUGCGCGGGGCAACCGGUCCGGAGACGCGUUCUGCAAGGCUGUGUCUACGUUUGGCAAGUUUCCCGAGGACCAGCUUCUGUCGCUCCAUUCGCGUAUUCUUGCCCACGAAGCACUUGCAUCCCAGGGGCGGCCUCGCGGCGGCAACGGUGUCAAGGUCGAGGGAAUGGAUCACGAGGACUCGGAUGUGCUCGCCAGCGACGCCCCGCGUCGUGGUGGUCUGCGCCAGUCUGGCGCUCCCAAGUUCAAGGCGCCGGCCACGCCGCGUGCGUCGGUGUUUGGUCUCGACAAGCUCGCUGCCGAGAAGCGCGCCCAGGCGGCAGGCGUCAAGAUUGAGCCGCCCAGUAAGCGUAUCAAGAUGGAGGUGGACGAAGAUGAGAACGGCGUGUCGACGUCUGGAGGCGUGUUCAAGGUCCCUGCUAUCCCCGUGAAGCGUGAGGCCGUCCGCGUCAAGCCCGACGAGACGCCCAGCCACGGCGGUGGUCUGAGUGAUGCCGCGCGCCAGCGUCUCGAGGCAAGGAGGCGAGAGCGCAACAUGCCAUCGUCGGCGACCACUGCCCAGUCCAUGCCCGACCGCAGGGACGAGAAGAAGGGUCUCGGCGAUUUUCAGCAGCGUCUCAACAAGGGCUCGUACCAGGACCGCGAGCGUGACCGUCGCGACUGGAGGAAUCGGGACGACGACCGCCGCCGUGAAGGCAAGAGCUGGGACGCGGCGCCGACUCCGCGGACCGACCAGCGCGACCGCGGAAUGGACGGAAGCAUGAGGGUCCCCAACCGCGGAUGGGAUGAGACUCCCAGUCGUGGAGGUGGUUGGGGCAAGAGCGGUGGUGAGAGCUCGCGGAGAGGGUGGGACGAAACCCCCAGUCGUGGCAGCCGAGGAGCGUCACCCGAGUUCCAGGUGGACGCCAAGGAAUGGGAGGAGGAGCAGGUCAGGUUGGAUCGUGACUGGUACAGCUAUGAUGACGAAGGCGCAGUGGCCGGCGACGAAGACCACAACCCGUUCUCGCAGUGGACCAACCUCGAACAGGCUAAAGAGGCUGAGAUGCAGGAGAAGGUCGCCAAGCGCCAGACUGCUCGCCAGGCGCAAUAUACGGCCGAUAACGACAAAUGGGAGAACAACCGAAUGUUCCAGUCUGGUAUCAUCCAGGCUGGUGACAUUGACCAGGACUUUGAAGAGGACGAAGACUCAAAGGUCCAUGUCCUGGUGCACGACCUCAAGCCCCCAUUCCUCGACGGCCGCACAGCCUACACCAGGCAGUUGGAGCCGAUCAACCCUGUCCGCGACGUCACUUCGGACAUGGCCGUGUUCAGUCGCAAGGGCAGUGUCCUCGUCCGCGAGCGCCGAGAGCGCCAGGAGCGCGAACGAGCGGCUGCCAAGGCUGCCUCCGUUGCAGGUACCACUCUUGGAAACCUCAUGGGUGUCAAGGAUGAGCCCCAGCUCGGCGAGGAGGGCCAAAAGGACGAGGACGAUGGCAACUACAAGGCUGGGUCUCAGUUUGCCACCCACUUGAAAAAGGCCGAGGGCGCGUCCGACUUCUCGCGUACCCGUACGCUCAAGCAGCAGAGGGAGUAUCUCCCCGCCUUUGCUGUUCGUGAGCAGCUCAUGAAUACCAUCCGUGACAACCAAGUUACUGUCGUCAUUGGUGAGACUGGUUCGGGCAAGACGACCCAGCUGGGCCAGUUCCUGUAUGAAGAGGGCUACUGUGCCAACGGCUUGAUUUGCUGCACGCAACCUCGUCGUGUGGCCGCCAUGUCCGUCGCCAAGCGUGUGAGCGAGGAGAUGCAGUGCGAGCUCGGCAGCACUGUUGGCUACUCGAUUCGUUUCGAGGACGUAACAACAAAGGAGACCAAGAUCAAGUUCAUGACCGAUGGUAUUCUUCUGCGCGAGUCGCUCAACGAGCCCGACCUUGACCGCUACUCUGUCAUCAUUUUGGACGAGGCUCACGAGCGUUCACUUAGUACCGACAUUAUCAUGGGUCUGCUGAAGAAGAUCUUGACCCGCCGCCGUGACCUCAAGCUCAUUGUGACCUCGGCCACGAUGAACGCCGACAAGUUUUCUCAAUUCUUUGGUCUUGCCGCACAGUUUACCAUCCCUGGUCGUACCUUCCCCGUCGAAAUCUUCCACUCGCAGUCUCCCUGUGAGGACUAUGUCGACAGCGCAAUCAAGCAGAUCCUCAAGAUUCACCUGUCAAUGCCCAAGGGCGACAUCCUGGUCUUUAUGACUGGUCAGGAGGAUAUCGAGGCGACGUGCAACGUCGUGGAAGAGCGUCUCGAGACUGUCGAUGACGCACCUCCCCUGGCUGUCUUGCCCAUCUACUCGCAGAUGCCGGCCGACCUGCAGGCCAAGAUCUUCCAGCCCACUCCCGAUGGCCGCCGCAAGGUCGUUGUCGCCACCAACAUUGCGGAAACGUCGCUGACUGUCGAUGGUAUCCUGUAUGUGGUCGAUGCAGGCUACUCCAAGGUCAAGAUCUACAACCCCAAGGUCGGAAUGGACGCCCUUCAAAUCACACCUAUCAGUCAGGCCAACGCUGGCCAGCGAACGGGUCGAGCCGGUCGUACAGGUCCUGGAUUCUGCUACCGCCUGUACACGGAGAUGGCAUACAUCAACGAAAUGUUCCCCAGUAACAUUCCCGAGAUCCAACGUACCAACCUUGCGAACACUGUGCUUCAGCUCAAGACCCUCGGUGUCAAGAACCUGCUCGAGUUUGACUUUAUGGACCCUCCUCCGCAGGAGAACAUUCUCAACUCGAUGUUCCAGCUCUGGGUCCUGGCCGCCUUGGACAACAUCGGUGACCUCACCGACGCAGGCGCCAAAAUGUCUGAUUUCCCCAUGGAGCCGUCGCUCGCCAAGAUGCUCAUUGUCGCCACCGAACACAAGUGUUCGGCCGAGAUGCUCACUAUUGUGUCAAUGCUCUCGGUCCCGUCCGUCUUUUACCGCCCGCCACAGCGCGCCGAGGAAAGUGACGCUGCGCGUGAAAAGUUCUUCGUCCCCGAAUCAGACCACCUCACUUUGCUCCACGUCUACACCCAGUGGAAGAACAAUGGGUAUUCCGAUUCGUGGUGCAUGAAGCACUUUCUCCACCCCAAGAUUCUCCGCAAGGCGCGCGAGGUCCGUGGCCAGCUCGAGGAGAUUAUGGGCACACAAAAGAUGGCUAUCCUUUCGUGCGGUACCGACUGGGACAUUGUCAGGAAAUGUAUCACGGCGGGAUACUUCCACCAGGCAGCUCGCGUCAAGAACCUGGGCGAGUAUGUCAACAUUAGGACAGGACUGCCCUGUGUCCUGCACCCAACGAGUGCACUGUACGGCCUAGGAUACAUGCCCGACUAUGUCGUGUAUCACGAGCUCGUCCUCACCUCCAGGCAAUACAUGAUGUGCGUCACCUCUGUCGACCCGUACUGGCUCGCCGAGCUCGGCGGCGUCUUCUUCUCGAUCCGCGAGCGCAACUUCGACGGCUCCCAGCGUGCGCGCGCCCACAAGGAUUUCAGCAAGAAGACCGAGAUGGAGGCCGAGAUGGCCCGGCAGCGUGAAGAGCUCGAGCGUGCAAAGGCCGAAAAGAUCAGUGCGGCCGCACGCGCGCGCUCCACGCCCCAGAUUGGCGGCGUGGGAGCGACGCCGGCCAGUGCCCGAUCCUUCGGGGCGACACCAAAGUCCCAGCGCGCGGGUAUCGGUGCUGGAUCGCGUAUGAGCUCGACGCCCAGGAGGAGGCCAGGCGGUAUCUAG
Apiotrichum porosum is the source of this 3849-nucleotide messenger RNA. It is a transcript of the gene PRP16, whose product is annotated as DEAH-box RNA helicase prp16. NCBI's taxonomy places the organism in Eukaryota, Fungi, Basidiomycota, Tremellomycetes, Trichosporonales, Trichosporonaceae. Bases 1 to 3849 code for a protein of 1282 amino acids. The transcript has 15 exons. Gene Ontology annotation, cellular component: spliceosomal complex; intracellular anatomical structure. Gene Ontology annotation, molecular function: RNA binding; ATP binding. Gene Ontology annotation, biological process: mRNA splicing, via spliceosome. The record is from RefSeq and is a predicted model, not a curated record.